Molecule: messenger RNA, 3758 nt
Organism: Quercus lobata
Lineage: Eukaryota; Viridiplantae; Streptophyta; Magnoliopsida; Fagales; Fagaceae
Product: Regulator of chromosome condensation (RCC1) family with FYVE zinc finger domain-containing protein
Exons: 9
Coding region: 301-3549 (1082 amino acids)
Molecular function (GO): metal ion binding
Source: RefSeq, a predicted model, not a curated record
CUAGUGCAGUAUAAACACAUUACAUAGAGUCCCUUUAUUAUAAAACAAAGGUAUCCCCAGAGAAAGAAAGAGAGAGAGAGAGAGAGAGGAAAAGUCUCUUUCUUUCUUUCUUUCUAGUUUCUAGUUUAUACUCUCAAAAAUAUUUAUGCUCUGCGCAAAGCACCAGCAGAGGAAGCAUCUUCUUCUUCGUCGGUACUGCAUGCUUAGCUCUCACACAUUCUGCUGUUCAGGUUUCCUUGUUGGGAAACCAAGGUUCUCCCAUUCUGCUUCUUUUGUCUGCCAUGAAAUUCUCUUCUAAACAUGGGUGAAGCAUCCUUAGCUACAGUACCCUUUGACAGAGCAGUUGAACAGGCAAUUUUAUCCAUAAAGAAGGGUGCACACCUUUUGAAGUGUGGAAGAAGAGGGAAGCCCAAACUUUGCCCUUUCAGACUUUCCACGGAUGAGAAAUACUUGAUUUGGUAUUCCAGCCAGAAGGAAAAACAAUUAAAAUUGAGCUCUGUUACUGACAUAAUUUCUGGACAGGUAAGCUUUCAGAGGCAGCUUCAACCUGGAAAGGAAUGUCAGUCAUUUUCACUUAUCUAUGGUGAACGCUCACUUGAUCUGAUAUGCAAGGACAAAUUGCAGGCUGAUUGUUGGUAUGUUGGCUUGAGAGCUGUAAUAUCUAGGUUUCACCAUCCAAGACCGCUAAGCAGUUCAAGGAGCCGCAGAGGGAUACAAACUUGUGUCAACAGUCCUGCUGGUUUUUUUCGGAGAAAGCAUCAUCUAGGAAUUCUGGAGGAUACAACUGAACUUUCGCAGGUGCGCAGUGUAUGUGGAAGUCCUAGUCUAUCACUUUCAGAGAGGUGCUUUUCUGAUGGCUUAUCGUAUUCUUCUGAUUGCUUUUAUUCAUCGGAGUCGAUCCUAUCAAAUAUGCGAAAUGCAAUGGCUAUUUCGGUUCCAAAUUCUCCGUAUAUUGAAGCAGAUAAUAUGAACAAGAAAGGAUCAAUUCAUGCUAAUGCAGAAUAUGGAAAGAAUGUGCCUCAUAGGCAUGUUAUGCCUUGUGGAUCUCAGCAAAAAGAAAAGAACAAUAUUUUGAAGGAUGUUAUGAUUUGGGGUGAAGGAGUAGGAGGGAUUGUUGGUGGUUGGGUGGAUAAGUUUGGUCACCAUGAUGGAAUGCAAGUAGAUGCUGUAUUACCCAAAUUGUUGGAAUCCACCAUGAUGUUUGAUGUGCAGAACAUAUCUUUAGGAGGGAAACAUGCUGCCUUAGUUACCAAAAAUGGGGAAGUAUUUUGUUGGGGUGAGGAGAAGGGGGGUAGACUAGGGCACAAAAUUAAUAUAGAUGUGAGCUUUCCCAAAAUUGUUGAACCCCUUAUAGGGUUCCAUGUAAAAUCUGUUGCCUGUGGUGAAUAUCAAACAUGUGCUGUGACAGACUCUGGUGAGCUAUAUACAUGGGGUGAUAAUGGUUGUGGUGCUGAUUUAAUGGGUGAGGAGAGAAAUAGAAGUUCGUGGUUGCCAUGUAAACUUUCUGGCCCUUUGGAGGGUGUAAAUAUAUCACAUGUUGCUUGUGGGGAAUGGCAUACAGCGAUAGCUUCCACUUCUGGGCAGUUAUUUACAUAUGGAGAUGGGACUUUUGGAGUUCUUGGGCAUGGUAAUCUUCAAAGUGUUUCUCAACCAAAAGAAGUGGAAUCUCUCAAAGGUUUGUGGGUAAAAUCUGUUGCAUGUGGAUCAUGGCAUACAGCUGCUAUUGUUGAUGUCGUGGUUGACCGUUUCAAGUUUAAUGCUAAAGUUGGGAAAUUAUUUACAUGGGGUGAUGGGGAUGAAGGAAAGCUUGGGCAUGCUACUCAAGGGAGAAAGCUUUUACCAACAUGUGUUACACAACUCUUAGAUCAUGAUUUUGUUCAAAUUUCUUGUGGAAGAAUGUUGACAGUUGGGCUUACCAAUUUGGGUACAGUUUAUACAAUGGGAAGUGUGGUUCAUGGGCAGUUAGGGAAUCCACAGGCCAAAGAUAAAUCAAUCACAGUUGUUGAAGGGAAGCUUAAAGAAGAGUUUAUUAAGGAGAUAUCAUCUGGUUCAAAUCAUAUCGCUGUCUUGACAUCUAGUGGAAGUGUGUUUACAUGGGGAAAAGGUGCAAAUGGGCAGUUAGGAUUAGGUGAUUUAGAAGAUAGAUACUCACCAACUUUAGUGGAGACCUUGAGGGACAGAAAGGUGGAAAGUAUCUCUUGUGGAUCAAGUUUCACGGCUGCAAUCUGCCUACACAAAUCUGUUUCUGUUAGUGACCAAUCAGCCUGUAGUGGAUGUACAUUGCCCUUUGGGUUUACAAGGAAGAAGCAUAACUGUUAUAACUGUGGUCUCUUGUUCUGCCGUGCAUGUUGUAGUAAGAAGGUUACAAAUGCCUCUCUGGCACCUGAUUCAAGCAAGGCUUUUCGAGUCUGUAAUCCAUGUUUUACUAAUUUGCAGAAAAUUACACAUUCAGGUAGGCUAUUAAAACUAGAAAGUGGCAGUCCAAGGCAACUAUUGACCCAACGAAAAGUAUUCACUGAUGAGAAAGAAGAAAGGGGAGAUGUAACUCCCAAAUGGAGUCAGAUGUUGUCAAUUAGACAAUCUUGUACCAGAGGAAGCCAAUAUGGUGGAAGGAAGAAAUUAGAAAACAAAGGGGAAAACCAGUACCAUUCAGAACCUGUUUCUUCUUCAGGUGGGCUGCCACAAUGGGGGCAAGUCCCAUGCCCUCCCCUGUUUAAAACAUGUUGUCCAAAAAAUGCUGGAGCAAUUAUUCCUCUAGCAGAAAAUCAGUUAUCUUCUGUUUUGCCACUUCAUUCUGUAUCUGCUGCUUCCAGCGACUUAAAUGCAGAGAAAGGUAUAUCUAAGCCAGAUGAGAUGCUCAUGGAAGAAGUGCAGAGGCUGAGGGCUGAGGCUAGGAGUCUUGAAAAGCAAUGUGAGACUAGAAGCCAGAAGAUUCAAGAAUGUCAACAACAAAUUGAGGAAACUUGGUCCCUGGCAAAGGAAGAAGCUUCCAAGUGUAAGGCAGCAAAAGAGGUCAUAAAAGCUUUGGCACUAAAGCUUCAUACAAUGUCAGAGAAAGCCUCUUCUAAAAAGGAAGGCAAGGACGGAAUUCAUGUGAGUCUGCCUCAAAUCGCGCCAGUAUAUGCAGAUCGCAUUGAGGGUGUGCACCAUAUGAUUGUGGCUACACAUUUGCCUCCUGAAGUAGGAUUAUCAAAAGACAGACAAGUAGAUAGUCUAUCUAAUACACCUAUUGUAUUCUCUGAUACAUUAAAAUCCAAGUAUGGGAGACAAAUUUGCCAUGAAAAAACUAGAUCAGUUGAGAACUCACAUGACACAAGAACUGAAUCUCCAAAGAAUGGAAUUAAUGCAUCGAAGCCUGAAUGGGUGGAACAGUAUGAACCUGGGGUAUAUAUCACAUUUACAAGUUUGCCAAGCGGGCAAAAGGGGCUGAAGCGAGUGAGAUUUAGCCGAAAGCGAUUCACUGAGAGGGAAGCUGUGCGAUGGUGGGAGGAGAACCAAGUUAUUGUGUAUCAAAAAUAUGACAUUGAAGGAUAUAGCAACUCAUCAUAAUCAGAGGAAGAGAUAAUUUUAACUUGCCCUUUAUAGUUGAUGGUAUUGUCUACUUUCUUCCAUAGCCAGUGGAGAAUGUUAAAUGUUACAAGGAAGUUGCAGAGGAUGGAAAAGUUCUUCUAUCAUUGUAGGUGUCAUUCAUAUAUGUGAAGUACCUUUGCCUUUGUCAACCUGUGUACAGUUUUCAAUAAAAAGCAACUCUCUCUCUC